AUGACUAUAAAAUUUUUAACGAAAUACGAAGGCGAAUUAAAUAAACCUGGUUUCAAAGAAAAGUUUGGAUCUCUAUAUGAAACAUACAAAACUGAGUCAAUCAUGCAUAAGCUCACAAGCGUCAUAUUUUUCCUGAGAAGACUUUUUCUUGCUAUAAUCUUUGUUAUGAUUAUUGAAAGUGCAGUGAUUUAAAUUUACUUUCUAAUCUAGUCUUCUUUUUUCAUGCUUAUAUAUCAAAUUGCGUUCAUGCCUCAUACUCAAAAAAGCCCUUAAAAAAUAGAAAUAUUCAAUGAAGCCACUCUACUGAUUGUUGGUUAUUGUCUUAUUCCAGUUGCCAUAGAUACUUUUAAUGAAGAUUCAAUAGUCAGAAGGUAAAGGGAAGAAUGCGAGCUAAGAAAUCAAGCACAUCUAAAAACAACAAAUAAAAAAUAUUUAAAAAUUCUUCAGUCAUAACUGAUAAAAAUCCACUUCCACUAACCAAUUAAACAAAUGUUUUUCAAGAAAUCAACAAAUCAAAGAAAAAAUUAAAAGAAAAGAGCAAUUAAGCAACAACUCUUACUAUGA
Molecule: messenger RNA, 564 nt
Organism: Stylonychia lemnae
Lineage: Eukaryota; Ciliophora; Spirotrichea; Sporadotrichida; Oxytrichidae
Source: the annotation of a GenBank genome assembly